AUGCGCGCGGCGCUAUCGCGUCCCGUUUAUUUUCAUUCGCGCGUUCGCACGCCAAACGGAAACGGCCGAAAAGUGUGUUCGGCCGAGCUUGCAAACCGUAUGUAUAUAUAUAUAUAUAUUCGACGUGAUCGACGAGUGCGUCAUGCAUCGCGACCGACGCAAAUAUGAUGAAGUUGUAUUAUAACGGCGAGACACACGAUCUUGCCUAAUGCAAUUUUCUAGUCUGCCGGCGAGUGUGACACGUGCGCGCGCGAGUUGGAUCGCAGUUUGCAAUUACCGCAUAUUGUUCGGCGAUUCGAUUUAUAGAACCACCGGUUUCGGUUUGUCGAUGAGCACAAAAUUCAUCCAGGCAUUUUAGCAAGUUUUUUCGCAUGUUAUUAAUUUAGGUAAUUUCAUUCUUCUCCAAAUAUCCUUUUUCCUUUUUAAAUCGAGCGGUGUUUUUGCCGAUUUAUUAAAUACCAAUUUUAUUUUUCUACGCUUCCUACGUCACGUUCCUACGUAACGGCUGCGCCAUUUCGACAACGACGGAGCCUCAUGAAAAUAAUUGCGUUUCAUUUUUUGGACCUGUUGCAAAAGCAGGAAUUUACUUCGGUUUGGCGGGAGUGAAAAAUUCAGCGAGUGCAACGGUUCUGACGAAACGGAUAUCGGAUUAACUGGCUUAGGAAUAAUGGCAGCGGGACACUGCGGAAUAAUUUAACGCAACGCCGUACUGGCGAACAAUUCACUUGUGUAACUUGUUAACCCCAUAAAAUGCACGUGUAACCAACGUAACGUAUCUAACUAGUCGCGGCACACGUCGCGUUGAUGCAAAUUUUCCGCGUAUCGAUCCGUAAGUAACCACGGUCACAUAUCGCAGCUUUCUCGGAGUUACUUGUAUAUUAAACAAAACAACUCCGGGUGAAUUAAUUAUAGAUAAAUCUCUGAAUUAUGCACAUUUUGCAUAAUUUUAUUUGCACAUGCAAUUAAACAAUCAAAACGUACUUGUAGAAUUAUAUUUUUACGCUCGGAAUGACCUGAAUAGAGCAAAUCUUUAUUCUCGUUAUAUUUAAAAAACAUUUCGUCUGAUUUAUACUUAAAAAGAUUAGUCACAGAUCAGGUCAGUAAUGAGAAAUAAUUUCGUGACAUAAUUUUUCAUGUGAUUGUCAUUUACUUUUUUUGUAUAUAUAUUAAAACGUAGUUGCACUUUCAAUCAACAUAACGAGGUAGAGUACAGUUCAAAUUGUUAACAGUUUCUACGGCAGAGCGUUUGCUAUGCGUUUAUAACGGCAAAGAUAGCGACUCGGCAAACGACCAAAGUGGAAUUAUCGUUGGUGAUGUUUGGGCGCGAGAACGUACCGGGUCCUAAUUAACACGACAUAGCUGUUACGCCCAUUCGAUCUGUACGACACGAGGACACGCUGUAAAAUCCACGUCGCUGCGCCUCGUUAUAACAUAGCGUACCAUGUAUAGGUAGGAUAGCGCAGAUAGGAAUUGUAGUUCGUGUCGCGAUAAAAAUAGAUUCCUAAUUGAGACGGCUAACUCAAUCUCGAGACUGCUCGUCAUGUUAUAUUUGAUUUGAUCGGGUUCGAGAGUCGAUGCACUGGAAAUCUUUAUGAACAGAAGUUGAAUUAUCGAGUAUGUAUCCGGAAAAUGUAGUUACACCGAAAUUACGUUCAAAAUUUCUGUGAACUACUUUCGAAAAUGUUAGCCCUAUAACGGAGAAAAUUUUAAUAUCUACAAUUAAAUAUGUAUCAUAUUGAGCAAUGCAUUAUAUACCUGUAUAUUUUCGACGAUCAUAAAUUUGUAAUAAUCAAGGAUAAUAAUAUAGUAUGAUGUUUGCAGAUCUAUAUAUGUAAAAGAUGAUACAUUAUUUAUUUGUUAAGUUUAGAAGCAUUUUAAAUUUUCUUCCCAGUUUAACAUAUUACUGUAGUUAAUGAUACGUUUAUUAUAUUUAGUACAAAGCAAAAAAGAAUUAAUUCCCAAACUGAUAUAUACUAAUUUAAUUAUAAUUAGCAAAGGAGAAUGUAACGUAUAGUUUGCCAAUAACCAUCUCGCAGAACGGUUGAUUAAAACAAAUUCUUUCCAAAUUCAUAGCAUUCAUACAGUCAUGCGGAAUAUGCCGAGUAUUUAGCGUGGACGAAUAUAAUAUUCGAGCUUUUUUUUUCUUCUUCAUUUGUUCUUUCUGCAGUCGACGGACCACAGAAAAAUUCAACCGGCGCGCUUUCGACCACCGAUUUCCCAGGUCAUCCCGCCGUUGAGCUCUUCCGGCACGCAGCGGCGAGAUAGCCGCUCGGGCAUAAUAAAUUUCGCGCGGGAGCAUAAUGGAACGGCGGCAGCACUAAGUCGCGAUAUCGGGCUCGCGGCUAACGACGUAAAAAUAGAAACGAACUGCAAGUCCGGCGGAAAGCUUUCGCAAAAGGAGCAACGGUGUCUCGCCGCGCCCUCGUAAAGCGGCCAGAUAUGCGAGGAACCACUAACUUAAUGAUUUAUGUCGCGCAUGCAACGUCGCCCGCCAUUUCGAAUCUUAUGUUAUACGACCGCGCCGCGUCGCGUUACACGUACAUACACAUUAUAUAUAUGUACAUACGCGUAUAUAUUAUAUAUAUAUAUAUCCUCCGUGAGCCGCACGGAUUAUCCCCCGCUGACCUAACUGAAACUUAUCGUUGCCGUUGCGAUAAGAAGGGAGCGGCCAACUUCGCGCGCUAGCUAACCCGCAACUUUGCCGGAAGAUCGUCGCCGUGUUCCAGCUGUUACCCAGCAGAAAAUACGAUGGUGCACGCGGCGGAACGGAAUUCCUACCCUCGGCGGAUGACGCGUCGUGCGCGCUCCCGAAAAUUUUUUCUUAUAAAUACAGAGCCGUGCGGAGGGAAAGCAAACACCGACGGCCGCUGCACGAAGCGAACUUUCGCGCUGUGAUCUAAAAGGGAUUUAGAGUUACGAGAGGAUAGAACUUGAACGUGAAGGGAAUGCAACUUCGACCAACGCGCGCGCGCGCGCGCGGUUGUCUUUUUACACGAUCACAUCGACAGGCGGGAACUUUCGUCAAGUUAAUUGCCGGCCACGCCAGAGCAGCGCCUGAUGGCCGCUUCCCGGGGCAGGAGGACCGACGAUGAACUCUCUCGCGGAUCGUCGUGCAAAGUUUCCCCGCGUGAGGGGAAUCGCGUAACACACAGCGCGCGCGUUACGGUUUCCGAUAACGGACGUUGUUACGCGGUACUACUAACGGCUCCGCUCUUAAUGGAGGUCCCGCAUUGGACGGCCUUUGACACACGUACCGCCUUAUGCCCGACGUGUGUGCGGAAACUGCGAACGUAAUUUUCCCCGCAAGCCUAACGCGAUUAGGUAAGCGCGCGCGCGUGCACGUCCUGUCGAAUUCAAUUUCCGAAGAAUUGCGCGCGCGAGAUUCUUCUCUCUUCUCUCGCUGCAGCUCAUUUCAACGUGCGAGAUCGGGCGGGGCAACUUUAUUUGUUUGUAGUUUCGAAUUGGCGUCGUUAAAAUUGAUCGGCCUGUCGUUUGCAAGUGUGCGAGUCCUGAAAGUCCGAAUCGUUGUCGGGAGAUAUAUAUAUAUAUAUAUAUAUACACUCGGAAGUUCGGAAUAGCUUGUAACAGACCGCGAUCUUUAUCGGCGGAUAACUCGCAGCUGUCACGCGAAAUCUGUUGCAGGAAUCACCGGUGGUGCUGCCUUCAGCGAAUCGUCCCGAUAAACGGCGACCCGCAGCCCGCGACAGAUCAAGUUCGACAAGGGACAAUGACAAAAUAUCUGCCUUCGUAGGAGAAUAGAGAAAUGGAUCGAUCGGUCUGCGAGAUAAAAAUAAACGCAACCCUCGAUCCCGUAAAGCUCGACCAUCUCUGGAUUAGGAGAGCUCCGCCGCAAAAACAAGUCGCUUUUCUCGAGUCAGUCGGCGAACUCGCUUCGGAAGUUUUAGCCGGGAAAACACACAGGGUGUCCCUAAACAAACAGAUGCGUCCCUGCUCGAGGAACGAUCCUGACAAUCGCAGUCAGUUUCUCGUCCUAUCAGUUCUCCAGCUGAGACUCUGUGCUUUGCCGCCGCAUUAUUUCGGAAGGCGAAUAGGAAGAUGGGAGAGUGCAAGCGAAGGAGGGAUUCUUUGUUACUUUAUGAAAUCGCUUAAGCCUUUAAGAGAGAAAAAGAUGUCGAGAGAAGCGAGAAACGAAACCAAAAACCAAUCGCCGAUUUAUCUCCCUCGUUCAUUAUUCCUCCUUGAGAAUAUAACUUGUUCGCAUUACCGCGCUUGUAGUGAUCAGUUUUUCUCAAUGCGAACGAGAGGCAAACGAAAGAGAGAAAAUAAUGAAUAAAGUUGAAAUCCUCUGAAUCAAAAUGUUAAAGAAUUUUGGAACUCAAUUCAAGUAUUUAUAUAUUUCAGUCAAAUAUAUAAAUACUUCAAUUAAAGUUCAAGUAUUUUAUGUUUAAAUUAAAUGCAUGAAUACUUAGCCUGAAGAAAUUUAAUCAAGUUGAAAAAUUUAAU
Molecule: messenger RNA, 4464 nt
Organism: Monomorium pharaonis (pharaoh ant)
Lineage: Eukaryota; Metazoa; Arthropoda; Insecta; Hymenoptera; Formicidae
Exons: 4
Coding region: 3764-4294 (176 amino acids)
Source: RefSeq, a predicted model, not a curated record